AAGAAGAAAUUAAAAAAGACAUGUGUUUAAUCAUAUUAUAUUGUAAUCAUCCUGUUAGUGGUAAAUUAAAGAAGUCAUUCCUUGAAGUACAUAAAGAUGAACUACUACCCACAGUGCUGGAUAAAGCUUAUGAGUUAAUGAAAUUAGCUCCUCAUAUUCCUAUUGAGAGAUGUCGUUUAGUUAAAUAUGAUUAUGAGUGUCAUGAAAUGGAACAGUCCUUAGAUUGUAACGAGUUUCAACAUCUAACUAUUGGACAGAUUAUGGAUUUAGUUGGAUGUUAUAGUUUAUUCUUAUUCUUAGAAACUCGUAAAGAAAAUGAAAUCUUUGAAAAAUACAAUGCUGGAAAUGCUUUCUUAUUCAUUCUUGACAAGAAAAUUAGGCAAUCUUAUUACAGUCUUCAAGAAGAAAAUGAUUCAUUGCAGAAGAUUUUACACCCACAGCCUGAUGCUUUGAGACCACUCUCAGUCUAUGAGUCUAAAAUG
Amphimedon queenslandica is the source of this 482-nucleotide messenger RNA. RefSeq names its product ubiquitin carboxyl-terminal hydrolase 47-like. The record is from RefSeq and is a predicted model, not a curated record. The annotation marks the transcript as partial. The transcript has 6 exons. Lineage: Eukaryota; Metazoa; Porifera; Demospongiae; Haplosclerida; Niphatidae.